AUGGAGAAACAGGACGUCGAUCAUGUUGAAGAAGUGCAUAACGCCCUCAUCGAAGCUGCAAAGGCGGCAGACAUCUAUGACGCGCGUGUGCAACAGGCAGCUCUGGAAGGAUCGGCCGAUGAACAUGAUCUUACCGUGUGGAAUGCUAUCAAGACGUAUCGUACAGCGCUCAUGUGGGCACUUGUAUCUUCGACAUGUGUCAUUAUGGAAGGCUAUGACACUAACCUUCUUCAGAAUUUCUUUGCGUAUCCUUCAUUUGUCACCAAAUACGGCGAAUAUGUCGGAGUUUCGUCUUCGGUUCCUACUGGCUAUCAACUUACCGCAGCUUGGCAAACUGGACUUUCUCAAGGCUCCAGCUGUGGCUCAGUUAUAGGCUGCCUCAUCAGCGGCUAUCUGGUCGGCAGAUGGGGAUCAAGAAGAGCGCAACUAGGAGCUCUUGUUGCUCUCGCAUGCUUCAUCUUUAUUGUCUUCUUUGCGCCAAGUUUGAAAGCUCUUGUUGCCGGCGAAGUCCUUUGUGGCAUUCCCUGGGGUAUUCUUGCUACGACGGCUCCUGCUUAUGCUUCUGAGGUCCUUCCGUUGGCACUUCGAGUGUAUAUGACAUCCUAUACAAACAUGUGCUUUAUCAUUGGUCAGCUGAUAUCAGCCGGCGUUCUGAAGGGUCUCUCUACGCGAACAGACCAGUGGGGUUACAGAAUUCCGUUUGUACUGCAGUGGUUCUGGCCUUUGUUUUUGAUUCCGCUCAUUUAUCUCUCGCCGGAGUCACCGUGGUAUCUUGUUAGAGUUGGCAAGAUAGAAGAAGCAGAAAAGUCUCUUCUUCGUUUGCAAACUUCCAAAUCAGGCGGUGAAGAUGUUCGCAAGACCCUUGCCUCUAUUAUCUAUACAAACAAUCUUGAGCAACGACUGCAGGUUGGAACCAGCUACCGCGAUUGCUUCAAAGGCGACGAGCUUCGCCGUACUGAAAUUGCAUGCGCCGUCUUUGCUGGCCAGACAUUGUGUGGACUCCCCUUUGCCUACAAUAACUCCUAUUUUUUCUCUCAAAUUGGCUUGGGCACGAGUACGACUUAUUCCCUUACGCUCGGCGGUACUGGUCUCGCCUUACUGUCGUGUAUAGUGAAUUGGUUCGUUAUCAUGCCUAAUUUUGGCAGGCGCACUGUAUACGUUGCUGGUAUGGGUGCGAUGUUUGUCAUAUUGAUGUUGAUCGGUAUUUUGAACGUUUGGACGGAGAGAUACUCCGUUGGCAUGACCCAAGCCUGUCUAUCAUUAGUCUGGACCGUCAUAUUCCAGCUUUCCGCAGGUCAGCUAGGUUGGGCUCUUCCUGCAGAGGUCGGCUCCACUCGACUACGCCAAAAGACGAUAUGCCUUGCCCGCGACUCCACCAAUAUUGCCGGCAUUGUUGGCGGUACACUUGAGCAGUACUUUAUGAAUCCGCAAGCCUGGAAUCUCAAAGGCUAUACAGGAUUUGUUUGGGGCGGCACUUGCUUCCUUGUGUUUGUAUGGAGCUACUACCGUUUGCCUGAGACUCGAAACCGCACCUUUCAUGAGCUUGACAUCCUUUUUGCAGAAAAAGUGCCGGCACGAAAGUUUGCUACAACUGAGGUUGAUGCGUUCGACACCAACGUGAUUGAUGAUCUCACUCGGAAAGAGAAUCACGGACCUUAG
Messenger RNA from Myxozyma melibiosi, 1659 nucleotides. RefSeq names its product general substrate transporter. Bases 1 to 1659 code for a protein of 552 amino acids. Gene Ontology annotation, biological process: carbohydrate transport; transmembrane transport. The record is from RefSeq and is a predicted model, not a curated record. The transcript has 2 exons. Lineage: Eukaryota; Fungi; Ascomycota; Lipomycetes; Lipomycetales; Lipomycetaceae. Gene Ontology annotation, cellular component: membrane. Gene Ontology annotation, molecular function: carbohydrate:proton symporter activity.